ACGAAUUUACCUGCAACAAAUGAAAACGGUACACUAUGUUCUUCUCCUCAGAUCUCUAUUACUCAAUGUCACAUAAACCAAGAAACCCCACAGACUGAGCGUUAAUACCGAUGCACUGAAUCGCGCAACCUGUUCGAGAUCAUCUGAAGAUGAAGAUAAAGAAGCAGAACGUGCGCACGCUCUCCCUCAUCCUCUGCAUGUUCUCGUACCUGCUGGUGGGCGCCGCGGUCUUCGACGCGUUAGAGUCCGAGACUGAGAGCGCGCGGAAACGCUUCCUAGAGCAGAAGCGCAACGACAUGAAGAGGAAGUAUCGCUUCACUGAGGAUGACUAUCGGGAGAUCGAGCGGGUAGUGCAGCAGGCUGAGCCCCAUCGCGCCGGCAGACAGUGGAAAUUCGCUGGAUCUUUUUACUUUGCCAUAACUGUCAUCACCACGAUAGGUUACGGCCAUGCCGCCCCCGGCACAGACGCAGGGAAGGUCUUCUGCAUGUUCUAUGCCGUUCUGGGCAUCCCUCUUACACUGGUGAUGUUCCAGAGUCUGGGUGAGAGGAUGAACACGUUCGUCCGCUACCUCCUCAGCCGUGUCAAGAGAUGCCUCGGGCUUCAUCGCACAGAGAUUUCCAUGGAAAACAUGGUUUUGGUAGGUUUCUUGUCUUGCCUGGGAACUCUGUGCGUGGGGGCCGCAGCCUUCUCGCACUUCGAGGGCUGGACGUUCUUCCACGCGUACUACUACUGUUUCAUCACUCUCACCACCAUCGGCUUUGGGGACUUCGUGGCUCUUCAGAAGAAGGAGGACCUUCAAGAAAAGACACCUUAUGUAGUCUUUAGUUUCAUGUACAUCCUUGUGGGCUUGACAGUGAUCGGCGCGUUCCUCAACUUGGUGGUGUUGAGGUUCCUCACUAUGAACAGUGAGGACGAGAAGCGGGACGCUCAGGAACGAGCCUCACUGAAGAGGGGUCGUAACCUCACAGCCAUGAAAUCUGGGCGGGAUAAUCACUGCCAUAGCAACCUCUUCUUGCCCAUAGAGGAGGGCACCAGCUGCACCAACCUCAUCCUGUCCCCGGCAGAGGAGCGCGAGCUGUACUCGCCUCUGCCCCUGCCGUUACACGCAAACCAGUGCCGGUCUCGGUCUCAACUGAGCCUGCUGUGCACCUGCAUUUGCUAUCACUUGGGCCUCUGCAACAGUCCAACCCCAUCCCAAAACAAGUGUCCUGAGUGCAAAAUUAACUCUGUGUACUACAACUCUGUUUCCUACAGGAUACAAGGUAGCUCCUCAACCAGGAACAAUACAGUUCUCUCCUCUCCAGGUAGCACACUUUCUCCUGGACUCAGCUUCAGAGAGCUGCCAGGCGUACGGAGGAAGUCUCUGUAACUAGUGGGCUGUUGUCUGGUUUAGAUAGUGAG
Molecule: messenger RNA, 1402 nt
Organism: Rhinichthys klamathensis goyatoka
Lineage: Eukaryota; Metazoa; Chordata; Actinopteri; Cypriniformes; Leuciscidae
Gene: kcnk15
Product: potassium channel, subfamily K, member 15
Exons: 2
Coding region: 150-1370 (406 amino acids)
Biological process (GO): stabilization of membrane potential; potassium ion transmembrane transport
Cellular component (GO): membrane
Molecular function (GO): potassium ion leak channel activity
Source: RefSeq, a predicted model, not a curated record